Messenger RNA from Siniperca chuatsi (mandarin fish), 5897 nucleotides. RefSeq names its product IQ motif containing GTPase activating protein 2 (gene iqgap2). Gene Ontology annotation, cellular component: cytoplasm. The transcript is spliced from 39 exons. Gene Ontology annotation, molecular function: calmodulin binding; actin filament binding; GTPase activator activity. NCBI's taxonomy places the organism in Eukaryota, Metazoa, Chordata, Actinopteri, Centrarchiformes, Sinipercidae. Gene Ontology annotation, biological process: regulation of GTPase activity; regulation of actin cytoskeleton organization. Bases 286 to 5301 code for a protein of 1671 amino acids. The record is from RefSeq and is a predicted model, not a curated record.
AUUUCACUUCAGAGCGUUGCGGCGGGGGCAAGAUAUCACUUUGUUCAGGAGUCACGCCAAAGCAGUGCACACCAUGGGGAUUGUCUGCUGCAAGUGAUAGUUGGUGCUUUCAUGAAACUUUUGAAGACUGGUGCCCCAUUUUCGGCAUUUUUCCACUUAGCUACACCAGGUAUUUUAUUCAUAUCAAUAUAUCCCAAGAGGCGCGGCAUAUUGCUGAAACAUUAGCUUGUAGGCUGAAGUUAUUUCCAGUUCAGACCAGUUCACAAGUGGAGGAAACGACGCAAGAUGUACCAUGAAGAAACCGCAACUUUACAAAAGCCACGCUAUGGAACCAUUCAGGAUGAUGAGAGGCUGUCAGCAGAGGAGAUGGAUGAGAGGAGACGACAGAACAUCGCCUACGAGUACCUGUGUCACCUGGAGGAGGCCAAACGGUGGAUGGAGGCCUGCCUAGAGGAGAACUUGCCCCCUACCACAGAACUGGAGGAGGGACUGAGAAAUGGUGUCUACCUUGGCAAACUUUCCAACUUUUUCGCCCCCAAAAUGGUGUCUGAGAAAAGGAUCUACGACCGAGAUCAGGCCCGCUAUAAGAGCAAAGGGCUGCACUUCAGACACACGGACAACACAGUGCAGUGGCUCAGAGCCAUGGAGUCAGUGGGUCUCCCCAAGAUAUUCUAUCCUGAAACGACAGAUGUGUACGAUCGCAAAAACAUGCCCAAGGUGGUAUACUGCAUUCACGCACUGAGCUUGUACUUGUACAAACUGGGCAUUGCACCACAGAUCCAGGACCUGCUGGGGAAAGUGGCCUUCACAGAGGAAGAGAUCAGUAACAUGAGGAGUGAGCUGGAGAAGUAUGGCAUUCAAAUGCCAGCUUUCAGUAAGAUUGGAGGAAUCCUGGCCAAUGAGCUCUCAGUGGAUGAAGCUGCCUUGCAUGCUGCUGUGAUUGCCAUCAAUGAGGCAGUUGACAGAGGUCAGGCAUCUGUGACAAUGGGAGCCCUGAAUAAUCCUAACGCAAUGCUGAGGAACACCCAGGAAGCUCUGGCCCAAGACUACCAGGAUAAACUGAGCCAGGCCAAGGCUCGUAAGCAGAAUCAGUCCUCAGGGAGGCGCUCCUCGGUUGCUACUGAAGAAAGAGAUGUUUAUGAGGAGCUGCUGACUCAGCAGGAGAUCCAGGGCUCCCUUGACUUUGUCAACAUCCAGGCAGCAGUAAUGCAGGUGAAUCAUGCGGUGUCGACCCAGGAUGAGGCCGCUCUGUUAGCUGCACUUAAGCUUGAAGCUCUGGCCCUGCUGGGUGUUCAGGAGUCAAACUGUUGCUGGUACCUGGAACAUUUUACCACCUACUGCCAACAUAAAUCCAAGGAUGGAGGGAGGGCCGAGAUGGUGGACAAAGAGGAGAUUCAGAGAGUUGUCAGCUCUUGUAAUGACUCUGCUGAGGGAGAGAAACGAAAACUCGAGGCAGUUGCAGCGAUCAAUACAGCUAUUCGUCUUGGUAAUGCAGUGGAGACGGUGGAAGAGCUGAUGAACCCUGAGGCACAACUGCCAAUUGUCUACCAAACUGCUGCCAACCUCUAUCAGGCUGAGCUUUUCAGUUUGCAGCUACAAGGGGGGCGGUCUGGCUUGAGCCAUGAGGAGCUGAGUGUAGCUGUGGAGAUGCUGUCAGCUGUAGCAGUGCUGAACGAGGUGCUGGACACCAAAGACCCCCAGGCUGUGAUUGAGCAACUAACAGACUCUCCUCUGGGCUUCACCAACAUGGACCAAGACAAUCUCAACAGGUAUGCUGACACUCUUAUCAAACAGCGAGGGGAGGCUCUUGCCAAGGGCCAAGAGUUUCUCACCUGGAAUGAUGUUCAAAAAUGCAUUGACACAGUCAAUGUUCAGGUCCACGAGGAGCAUGAACGCAUCAUAGCUAUAGCUGAGAUCAAUGAGGCACUCAACUCAGGUGAUCAUCAGCAGACACUUGCAGCCCUGCUCCUCCCUACAGCCAAGUUGACUGGGGUGAACCCAGCCACAGCCAAACACUACCAUGAUGUCCUACAAUACACCAAGCAACUCCUCUGCCAGAUCUUACCUCUGGAUGCAGGGGAAAUGAGCUCUGGAGAUGAGUCUGCAGUACUGUGGCUGGACCAAAUCCAAGAGGCCAUACAUACAGCCAACCAGGAUGAAGAGGAAGCCCUCACAUUGGCUGGAGCAAUAGCUGAUAUUAACAGGGUGGUGGCUGAUGGGGACUCUGAGAAUACACUGCAGGCGUUACAAGUUCCCAGUGCAGGACUGAGAGCAGUGCUCCCAGAAUGUGCUGACACAUACCAAGCUGAACUGGUGCAGAGACAAACAAACAGUGCUACUAAAGGCAGCACUGAUAGUGUAUGGGUAAAACAUUGCAUCAAGGACAAAUAUGACUACUACUACAACCUGGAGACCGGACAGGGCACCUGGGAGGAACCUGAAGGAUUUGAACACAAUGGUGGCCAGCUCUGUAAAGAGGAAAUCCAGAGUGCUGUCAGCUGUGCGACUGCAGAAUAUAACAGGGAACAGCUAUGGUUUGCCAAUGAAUCAUUGGUGACCCAGCUGCAGGCGAGGAUCAGAGGUUACCUGGUCAGGAAAAAGCAUGCCCAGAGAAUGGAGCAUCUACACCAACAAGAACCACACGUCGUCAAAUUGCAGGCUUGCUGGAAAGGUUAUAAACAGAGGAAAAUGUUCAAAGACAGGAUGAAUUUGCUUCAGAAAAAUGUUGCUUCUGUUGUCAAGAUCCAGUCUGUGGUGAAAAUGUGGAAAGCCAAACGUAAAUACAAUCAGAGGUUGCAGUUCUUCAAAGAUCAUGAAAAAGAAAUUGUGAAAAUCCAGGCUUUUCUAAAGGCCAACAAAGCCAGAGAUGACUACAGAACCCUAACUGGGGCCAAGGAUCCUCCUCUGUCAGUUGUGCGUAAGUUCGUCCACUUGUUGGAGCAGAGCGCCCUGGACCUUCAGGAAGAGCAGGAAGUGACACGGCUUAGGGAGGAAGUGGUCACCAACAUUCGCUCCAAUCAGCAAAUGGAGAAAGACUUGAACCUGAUGGACAUAAAGAUUGGACUGCUGGUGAAGAACAGGAUCACUCUGCAGGAUGUUGUGUCCCAUAACAAGAAAAUGAAGAACAAGAAAAAUAAAGCGAGUAAAGAUGACUUGACUGCAGGAGACAGAGUGGGUAUUAAGGGCCUGAAUAAAAGCAAAAGAAGGAAACUGGAGGCCUACCAACAUCUCUUUUAUCUGCUGCAGACCAAUCCACCUUACCUGGCCAAGCUGAUCUUCCAGAUGCCCCAAAACAAGUCCACUAAGUUUAUGGACACUGUGAUCUUUACCUUGUACAACUACGCCUCUAACCAGAGAGAGGAAUACCUGCUGCUCAAACUCUUCAAGACGGCUCUGGAGGAGGAAAUCAAUUCUAAGGUGGACCAGAUCCAGGACAUAGUGACGGGGAACCCAACAGUCAUCAAGAUGGUGGUGAGCUUCAACAGAGGUGCACGUGGCCACAACACACUCAGGCAGCUGCUGGCUCCAGUGGUCAAAGACAUCAUUGAGGACAAGAGUUUAGGCAUCAACACCAACCCAGUGGAUGUGUACAAAGCCUGGGUCAACCACCUGGAGACGGCUACUGGAGAGGCCAGCAAGCUGCCUUAUGAAGUGACUCCUGAGCAGGCCAUGUCACAUGAGGAAGUACGCAGCAGGCUUGAGGCAUCCAGUCAAGCACUACGGUCUGCUACAGAUAAGGUCUUGAACUCCAUUGUGUCCUCACUGGAUAAUAUCCCUUAUGGCAUGAGAUACAUAGCAAAAGUUCUGAAGAACAGCCUCCAUGAAAAGUUUCCAGAUGCCUCAGAGGAUGAGCUGAUGAAGAUUGUAGGAAACCUGCUGUACUACCGCUACAUGAACCCAGCCAUCGUGGCCCCUGAUGGCUUCGACAUCAUCGACAUGUCAGCAGGAGGGCAGCUUCACUUAGACCAGCGUCGUAACCUGGGAUCUGUGGCUAAGAUGUUGCAGCAUGCUGCUGCUAAUAAGUUGUUUGAGGGCGAGAAUGCACAUAUGACACCGAUGAACAACUACAUAUCUCAGACGUAUGAGAAGUUUAGGGUAUUUUUCCAGUCAGCAUGUGAUGUCCCUGAACCCGAGGAGAAGUUUAAUAUUGAUGAAUACUCAGACAUGGUGACUCUAAGCAAGCCUAUCAUCUACAUCUCAAUAGAGGAGAUCAUCAAUACCCACUCGCUGCUUUUGGAACAUCUGGAGGCCAUCUCUCCUGAUCACAAUGACUUGCUGCAUGAGCUCUUGCAGGACCUGGGAGAUGUCCCUGAUGUAGAAGCAUUGCUUGGUGAAGGAGCAGUAGACCCAAAUGACCCAAACAGAGAGAAUGCUCUGAGCCAGCUGGCCAAGACGGAGAUCUCCCUCACCCUAACCAGCAAGUUUGAGCUCCUGGAAGGAGAUGACAGAGACUUGAAGACUCUAAUGACAAAGACAAAAAAGCUUAUCGUGGAUGUGGUUUGGAUUCAACCUGGAGAGACCUUGCCUGAAAUUCUUGAGACCCCGGCUACUGCCCCACAGGAAUCGGAGCAUACUACGAUUGUAGAGCGCCGGGCAAUCCAGGAUGCUCAGACACCAGAGGGUCUGAAGAGCAGCCCAGCAGUAUUGGAAGACAGCCAGCUGCCUCUUGAGCAGAAGAAGAGGAAAAUCCUGAGGAACCUCCGUAACCUGGAGCAGGCUGGCCUUGUCACUACUAGUAACAAAUACCAGGACCUCAUCAAUGACGUAUCAAAGGACAUUCGCUACCAAAGACGCUACAGACAGAGGAGGAAGGCCGAGCUUGUGAAGCUCCAGCAGACGCUGACAGCGCUCAACUCGAAAUCAGCCUUCUACCAGGACCAGAUGAACUAUUACGAUACCUACAUCAAGACCUGCCUGGAUAACCUCAACCGGAAGAAUUCACGCAGAUCUAUAAAACUGGACAGCAAAGGAGACGAUAAGGGCAGUAAGAAGUGGAAGCCACAGUCUCUGAAGUACACUGCAGCAAGGCUACAUGAGAAAGGAGUUAUUCUAGAGAUAGAAGGACUUCAGACAAAUCAGUUCAAAAAUGUCAUGUUUGACAUUUCACCCUCUGAGGAAGUUGGGGAUUUUGAGGUGAAGGCCAAGUUUAUGGGAGUUGAGAUGGAAAAAGUCCAGCUUCAUUUCCAGGACCUCCUUCAGCUGCAGUACGAAGGCGUGGCCGUCAUGAAGAUGUUUGACAAAGCCAAAGUGAACGUCAAUUUACUCAUCUUCCUCCUCAACAAAAAAUUCUAUGGAAAAUAAGAAAGUAAAGAACAAGGGGGAGGAAGCAACAGGAAAGGAGGGGGAAACUGAUUGUGCCUCCUGACAGUACUGAGUUUAUUGAACAAAAUUUUUGUCACAAAACAUCAGAUGGUGCAGGACAAUGUUUUGUUUCAUCUGAUUAUAAUUUGAUGGAUCACACCGAAAUGAAAUUGUCCAUCUAAAUGUAUCUGUUAUGUAUUUUUCCAUGUGGUGAUUGUAAAUGUAAUGUAUUUUUAAGAAUGAAAUUGUAAUGGUAUUCUUGUUUUGUAUGUAAAAAAUGCUAGGAAACACUAUUAUUGUUACCUUGUAUGUUGAAACAACUUUAUGGGUUUGAUGAACAUUUCAGAUGAAGCAGUACUGUCUCUUAGUUCAGAAAUGGAGCUGUGGAGCAACUUUCCAGCUGGCCUGCAUGGCUAUAUGAAAUACUAUAGUUUACCAGUGCCUUUUAAUUAGUGUUUAAAGAAACAUGUUUUAAUUAAUAAAACAUUAAAAAAAAUUAAAAGCUGCAACUGAUGUAUUUUUUAACAUGUAUUAUCAGUAUAUAAGUGAUUUCUAAUGUUUGAACAGUGUGCAUAAUAAAUUACAUGUCUACAGUA